UGUUUUCCGAAAAUAAUUCCUGCCUUUCCAUCAAUUUCUCAUUGGGAGGCGCUCCGGUGAGGACAGUAGUCGCUAGUCGCUUCAAUUCUAUUCUUGUGGUGCUGUCUGGUCCGCAUUAGCGGCACCAUAGGCAUAGGUAUGGCGGAGGGAAGAGGUGGCGAAGUGCAGGUGUUCGAUAUCGCCUCUUGUCCAGUUGAGAGUGUGGUGGUAUUCUUGGAUCGUGCAGAGGUAUGCCGCACCAUUGAUACCAAGGUGAAGGCUGGAGAGAAUGAAGUCGUCCUCCGGAACGUGUCUUCUGCAGCAGAUGGUGACUCAAUCCGAGUGGAGGGUCAAGGUGUGGCCACAAUCUCGGAAGUUUCGUUCCAGAAGAAACACGUCACCGUCGAUGAGGUUGUAGAAAAGAAUCUUCCGGCCACCGAAGGCAGCCAGCAGGAAGAAGCAAAGCUCAAAGCCGAGCUAAAGCAAGCAGAGGAACGCCUUGGGGUGCUCAAAGGGGAGCUGAAUCGCUUGAUGACUCAGCAGUCUGUGCUGGAUAGCUUUGGUGACCAACUGAUUCAGCAAGCCGGGCAGGAGGGAGUGAUCUCACUCGGAGAAUCGGAGACACUUCAGGGACUCAGCCGCUAUCUAGAGCUGUACGAGAAGCGCACGGAAGAGGUGGACGACAGGAAGCUCGAUCUGGAGGCUGAAAUACGGAUUGUCGAGUCGAAGAUCAGCACAUUGCAAACAAACCUGAGAGAGCGAUUUGAUAAAGGACAGAAGAAAAGUACUUCACUUACCAAAAUGGAAAGGCAAAUCUCUAUUCUGCUGGAUGCUGAGAAGGAAGGCGAUGUGCACCUGAUUGUUUACUAUGUGGUUCUGCACGCCAGCUGGUCACCAAAGUACGAUGUGAGAACAUUCGUCAAGGACGGCCGUAUGCAGGUGCACUAUUUUGGUGUGAUCAAACAGUCGACGGACGAGGACUGGAAAGAUGCACGCAUUUCCCUAUCCACUGCAGUUCCUAGUGUAGGUGGAACACCACCUACGAUCACGGCAAGCACACUCUCCUUCCCACGCUAUGGCAGAUUCAAUUACAAUGCGAAGAAUUCUAAGUCGAGGGGAAUGGGGUCUUUCCGCAAGAAGAAACGUCCCCGCGCAGUGGCACAGUUUGCAGGAGGAGGAGCACCUGGAGAGGCUCAGUUUGGGCAGUAUGGUAUGGAUUCCUGCAGCGAAUCGGAAGGAGAGAUGACUCGGCCGUCGGCAGAGGUGCAAAGUGGAGCAUUCACAACCACGUUUGACAUUGAAAAGACGGCCACCAUUCCUGCUGACAACACCGGACACAAAGUGCAAGUUGCUAUUUUGGAGUUCAAGCCUAGCUUCUCCUAUGAGUCUGUUCCCAAGGUGUCGGCGCGUGCUUUCCUCAAGGCAAACGUCAAGAAUGAUUCACCAUACGCACUGCUGGCGGGUCCAUCCAAUAUCUUCCUAGAAGGAAACUUUGUCGCAAAGUCAAGUCUUCCUGCCAUUAGUCCGCUGGAGCAGUUUGAGUGCUCCCUUGGUGUCGACCCCUCGGUGCGUAUCACCUACAAACCCGUGCAGCGCUUCCGCGAGCAGAGUGGCUUGAUGUCAAAGACGACUAAGUUCAAGUAUAGCCAAGUCAUUCAGAUCAAGAACACACAGCAGGAACCGGUCACCAUCAAGGUGAUCGACCAGCUGCCUCUCAGCACGGAAGAAAAGAUCAAGGUGCUGCUGAUUGCACCAGAGCUGCGCAAGCCAGAGCGCGGAAAGCAGCUACCACCCGAUGCCUAUCCUCGCAUGAACCAGUCCAACAACAUUGAAUGGCAGGUUCGGAUAGCGGGCGGAAAGGGCGAGGAGCUGCAGCUUCGCUACACCGUGGAGUUCCCCAGCGAGAGCCGGAUCGAUGGCCUGUAGCUGAUGCACUGCACUACCUACUUGCAUUCUUGAUUGUUGUGACUGCGGUGGCAACUCGUACCACAGGAAGGUGACGGCGUGCUCCCUGGGUUUGCAUGCUGCUACAUCAGCCGCGCCGUACCGGACAAACACACCAUCAUACUGCCUUGUUUUCUAUGUAACACGCAUAUGCCACGAUCGUGUUAUCCCUAUUUUACUUGUGUUACAAAAGUUACAGAACUGAAUUGGACAAUUGAAUGUGUUAUGUGCUGGACUGUAAAGCGCAGUGACUCUAGAAAUUUACACGAUGAAUGUACGCUUUACUUUGCUCUUUUGGAGUACGAGAAAAAUAUACAAGAGUUUACUUUCCUAUCUCCGUAAUCCGUUGAAUUACUAGUAUCAUUACGACUCACUUCUGACAAUGUUAUAGGGGUGUGUUUGCUUUAUCAAUCUGUGUUGUGUACCAUUAAAAUACAUCCUGGAUUGCACCCUGAGAAUGUCUUCUUUCUGGAAGAUCCUUCUUCCCAACAUCA
Sycon ciliatum is the source of this 2417-nucleotide messenger RNA. Its product is annotated as protein F37C4.5-like. The transcript has 9 exons. Lineage: Eukaryota; Metazoa; Porifera; Calcarea; Leucosolenida; Sycettidae. The coding region runs from base 139 to 1905 and encodes 588 amino acids. The record is from RefSeq and is a predicted model, not a curated record.